UAUAUGCAGAGCAUAUGCGACUGGCACUGGUUAAGCUUUUAAAUUCCUAAUCCCAAUCAAGGUUGAGUGAAUUGAGAAUUGAGAAGAUGGGAAGUGAGGCGGUGUAUUCAGUGUGGGCGAUUCCACCGGAAGACGUGGGCAGCAGAUGCACCAACCUCAUGACCGCCCUCCGAUCCGAAUUCGGCGGGCCCUCUUUCCAUCCCCACAUCACGGUGGUCGGCGCCAUCAAACUCACCCCCGACGACGCCCUCGCCAAGCUCCGGUCGGCGUGCCAAGCCCUAAGGCCCUUCCACGUGACCGUCGACGGCGUCGCCACCGGCACCUUCUUCUACCAGUGCGUCUACCUCCUCCUCCGCCCCGACCCUCACAUUCUCGAGACCAGCGCGUACUGCUGCACCCGCUUCGGUUACGCCAAUUCCACUCCGUACAUGCCGCACCUCAGUCUUCUCUACGGAGAUUUGACGGAUCAACAGAAGCGGAAGGCUCAAGAGAGGGCUAAUGCUAUCGAUGACUCACUCGCUGGCUUGACUUUUCCGAUUAAUCGCCUUGCUUUGUACAAAACCGACACUGAAGAUAGAACGCUCAAAUCUUGGGAGAAAAUUGCUGAAUGCACUCUCGCUCCUAAUUAGCUUCUCAACCGCACCUACUGUUGUCUUACAAAGUUCUUGUUUAUUAUAAUCUAUUACAAAUUACAAAUUUUGUGCGUCUGAGACUUACUGAAAUUUGUGAUUUUUAACAAAUAAUAAAAAAAAAAAUUUUUGUUGUAACAAGAGAAAUGCUUGCAGCACUGUAUCAUGUACUCUAUUUCCAACCUAGUUUUUUAUAUUGGGUGGAAGUCAAAUUGAUGCGAGUCAGAUUAAAUAUAUACAUCUCA
Messenger RNA from Cajanus cajan (pigeon pea), 874 nucleotides. RefSeq names its product cyclic phosphodiesterase. Gene Ontology annotation, molecular function: 2',3'-cyclic-nucleotide 3'-phosphodiesterase activity. The record is from RefSeq and is a predicted model, not a curated record. Lineage: Eukaryota; Viridiplantae; Streptophyta; Magnoliopsida; Fabales; Fabaceae. Gene Ontology annotation, biological process: cyclic nucleotide metabolic process.